CGCCGCCCGCUCGGGCCCGCUGGGCUGUGAGGGGGCGCGGGGCAGGCCGGGAAAGGCGCGGGGCAGGCCGGGAGUGCCCCGGCACUCGGCGCAGGGGCAGCGGCACCGAUACCAGCACCAGCACCGGCGGGAUGUGGUACGAGAUCCUGCCCGGCAUGGCCAUCAUGGGCGUCUGCCUCAGCGUCCCCGGCAUCGCCACCGUCUUUAUGCACCGCGUGUGCCACGGCGGCAAGGAGAAGAGGAUCGCCCGCUAUCCCUACGAGUGGACCCUGCUGGAAAGGGACCGGCGGCUGUCGGGGGUCAACAAGCACUAUGUGCCCAAGGGUCUGGAGAACAUAGACUAAGGUGGCAACGCUUUGAAAAAUCCAUGUAUCUAUAGAAAAUGAUCUAACUCUUAAAUAAAGCUAUACAUGUGUUCA
Molecule: messenger RNA, 419 nt
Organism: Corvus hawaiiensis (hawaiian crow)
Lineage: Eukaryota; Metazoa; Chordata; Aves; Passeriformes; Corvidae
Gene: NDUFA1
Product: NADH:ubiquinone oxidoreductase subunit A1
Exons: 3
Coding region: 132-344 (70 amino acids)
Source: RefSeq, a predicted model, not a curated record